Molecule: messenger RNA, 846 nt
Organism: Gordionus sp. m RMFG-2023
Lineage: Eukaryota; Metazoa; Nematomorpha; Gordioida; Chordodea; Parachordodidae
Exons: 4
Coding region: 1-846 (281 amino acids)
Source: RefSeq, a predicted model, not a curated record
AUGGAAUUGCAGGAUAUUGUUCACACCUACAACCCCUUUGCUUCUCAAUUUUUGAAAGUAUCUUCUAUGAUCGCUACUGGCGUUCCUAACAUAUCCUUAAACUUAAAAUCUACUCCAAAGAAUCGUGCCUAUAGCAUCAUAUUAGAUGGAACAUAUGAUGUGUCUAAAAAAGAAUGCAUAGCUUUGCUUGUACGGUAUAUAGAAGAUGAUCUGCAUCCACAUCCUGUAGAAAGGAUCAUACAUGUUUUUACAACAUCAGAAACCACUGGGGAAAAUAUAAAGAAACAUGUUUUUUCUAAGUUUAAUGAUCUUGGUCUUCCUCUUGAUUAUUUGGUUGAACAAAGUAUGGAUGGUGCAGGGAAUAUGAGAGGAGUAUACAAAGGAAUGCAGGCUUUAAUAUUGAAAGAGGCUCUAAAAGCCAUCUAUAUUUGGUGCCAUGCACAUCGGCUAAAUUUAGUAGUUGCCCAUAUAUCCAUUUUUACUCCCGCUGGAAUUAUGGAUAAUGAAAAAAUAGAAGGAUGGCAAAUAUCCGAAAUUUGUCAUACUUAUCAAUUGGAUGUCCAAAACAUUGUUGAUGAAUAUAAUGAUUUUCGCUCUUUAUAUUUGGAGUCUCAAUCAAUCAUUUUUUGCGAAGAUCAUGACGCGUUAUAUAUUGAUGAAAGUAUUGCAAACGAUCAAAUUACCAAAGAAAAUAUCAACAGCGAAAUCAUGACCAAAAUAAAAAAAUGGAUAAAAUUUUCUUUUAUAUUACCAUACCGACUUUUAAAUCAAUUAAAUUCUUAUUCUAAUUUAAAUUUAUUAUAUAAAUAUUUAUUAACCCUUAUAACUUCCUUUUCAGCCGAAUGA